AACCUACAAGCGAAUUCUUAGUUAUGAAUACUAAGUAUAACGAUUACACUAAAAAUACGUACGAGAAUCUUAUCAACAUUGCUAAUAAUUGGGUUUUUGAGGAAAGUGAUGUAGGAAGUCCCAUUUAUGGUUUUAAUGGACAAGUGGUGGGAGCGGCACAAAAAAAGGCAAAAAGGAAAUCCGAAGUUCAAUUUCAGGUGUCAGAAGUUAGUUUCGAAGAUAGAGGUUUUCCUCUAACUUUCAUAAUGUGUCCUUGUAUGCAAUACAAAGAAGCGUUGGUGAAUAUGUUUGUGAAUUCGCCAGUGGUACAGGAUGCUUUAAAAGAAGAGGAAGAACAUGAUAUUCUUGCUCUACCAGUAAACAGAAAAGAAUUUACAGUUUUACUUCCUAAGACGUUUCCCACAAUUCAUCAUGAGGAUCCGUUAAAAUGGCGGUACUUAGAUGAAAUGCCGAUAAAAAAGUGUGAAUGUAAUCAAUUAACAGAUCUAAAUUUGUUAGAUGAUACAACGCAAGAUAAUGUACUAAACAUUUUGUCUAAGUGGCAUUGCACUUGUGCCAAGAAAGUAACUUCCUCACAAACGUCUACAAGUGAGAUUCCCUCUACAUCUGUGGAAAACAUAGUGACGGAAGAGAGUGAAUUGAUAUAUUUUAUCCACCGCCGUUGCGCAGUGUAAAAUCAAUACCCGCGACUAGCGGGCGCUUAGUGCUGCAGCCUGGUGACCUGGUUAGAUGUAAAUACUCGUUCAGUCCGCAAGUGGAGGGCAAUUUUAGUGUUAAACGAUACGUCGAAGUCAGCGGGUGGCCAGACUCCAGAGUUGAUAUUAACGUUGUUGGUAUAUGCGAUUUACCAAGACUGGAUAGUAGACCAAAAAAAAUGUUCCAAAACUUCGCUAGAAGAGCCGUAGAGGACAAAGUAUACAAAGUGACUUACUUAGAUAAUCUCAAGAUGUUUGAAUUUGGACCCAUAUUUAUAGGAAACUUUAGAAUAUAUGAAGAAGAAUACACAAUUGAUUUGAAAAACUCUUCUUUAAUUACGGCUGAUGUUGAAAUAGAGUUCCAAGAGGAAACUACCGUUUUUCAAAUUGACAAAGAUUUCAUUACAUUAGAGCCGGGAUGUCGUGGAAAAUUGACUAUAUCGGCAGCCCCCGCUGAAGUUGGAAUCCAUAAUAGCGUGCUACUUUUUUGUGUAAAAGAUAAUCCAGAGAUUAUAACGAUUAAUAUUGGUUGCAGUGGAGUAGUACCCGUAGUAGAAAUACUACCACUUACUAAGCAAAUUGAAUACGGAAAACUUUUACUGUAUCGUCGAGAAGAUGACAGAUUCAUUGUCAAGAAUGACUCUAUUUUGCCAAUAAUGUGGAAAAUACGGAAUUCCCAGGAGUUCAUGGAAGAUUUUAUUAUAGCUCAAACAUCAGGCAUCGUACCCAGACAGGAUAAUCAAGUAGUUCCAGUGACAUACAUUGCGUGUAGAGUCGGUGUUAUUUCGCAUAAAACUCUCACAAUUGAUAUAUACGACGCGGAUGGCCGAGGUGAACCAAUGUUAAUUGACACCUUAUACUUAUCGGCCGAGUGUUACGAUGUCAUGGUUGAAUGUGCCUACGAAAAUCCCGCUGAAACGUAUCUUAAUUACGGAAACGUGAAAGUAAAUUCCACUGUGGUCAGAGAAAUGUAUUUGUUGAACCGUGGCAAAUAUAACAUUUAUUUUAAGUAAGUCCUACUACCUAUUUUAUAUAAUU
Molecule: messenger RNA, 1733 nt
Organism: Manduca sexta (tobacco hornworm)
Lineage: Eukaryota; Metazoa; Arthropoda; Insecta; Lepidoptera; Sphingidae
Product: hydrocephalus-inducing protein-like
Exons: 10
Coding region: 875-1708 (277 amino acids)
Biological process (GO): axonemal central apparatus assembly; cilium movement
Cellular component (GO): axoneme
Source: RefSeq, a predicted model, not a curated record